AUGCCGAACUUUGCGCCUCUGAGCAAAGAGGAAAAAGAGUUCCUGGAGUCGCGAUUCGACAAAAUGUAUUCAUUCGUCGAGCAAAUUGGUGCUGGCUCGUUUUCGAAUGUAUACAAAGGCUACAUGAAGAAGUCGAAGGGCGAGAAGAAACACGUGAAAAAGAAGGAGAAUCCCACACUGGCGAUUAAAGUGCUGAAGCCUUCCAACCAUCCCAAACGAGUGCAGACGGAGAUUGAAAUUUUGGAGCUCGCGGAUGGUUUGGGCAACAUUUCCGAGCUACUGAUGUAUCACAUGGAGCCAGAUGGUCACUGCGCGAUAGUGAUGGUGUACUUCGAAAACAAGGCAUUCGAAUCAUACUACGACAGACUCAACCUCUGCCAGAUCAAGUGGUACGCCACCAGUCUGCUCCGAGCCCUGGCAUACUUACAGAAGCUCAACGUUAUUCAUCGGGAUGUAAAGCCGGCGAACUUCCUCUUCAAUCCUGUCACUGGAGAAGGCCGACUGAUCGAUUUCGGCCUCUCGGAAUUGAAUCGCGAACAACCAGCAAAGCUGCAGAAAGACGUCCUUGCAAACCAUUGUCGCUGUAUCAACGAACCGACGUACUGCUCAAAGUGCGCGAGGAAGCCAAAGCAGCAAGUUGAUCGAGGAGGAACUGCCGGAUUCCGUGCCCCAGAGAUUUUGAUGAAGUACCCCAAUUACGACGGACAAAUCGAUGUCUACGCCGCCGGUGUGUGCAUGCUGAGCAUCGUCACUCGCAGAUACCCGUUCUUUCCGAAAGCGGAUGAUAUGGACUCGCUCGCGAUGAUGGCGCAAGUUCUCGGCUGGGGCCAAUUGAAGGAGGCGGCUAAAGCGAUGGACAAGACGUUGGACACGAAUAUGAAGCCUGAAGUUGUCGACUUCGAUGAGCUUGUCAAAACACUGAGGAUUAACUCCUACCCGCCCGAAGACGGCUACGAGGAAGCAGAGUCGGGAAUUUACUCUUCCGAAGGGUCAGAAAGUCCAGCUCCAACCGAUGACACCAAUUCCCUCGAAUGGUUCUCCGCAGUGAAUCUGCUCAAGGGACUUCUCAACCCAAAUCCCCACAAGCGACUGCGACCAGCCGAGGCUCUCCAGCACGAUUUUAUUACCGGAAGCUAA
Oikopleura dioica is the source of this 1137-nucleotide messenger RNA. The record is from the annotation of a GenBank genome assembly. Lineage: Eukaryota; Metazoa; Chordata; Appendicularia; Copelata; Oikopleuridae.